AGGCCAUGCAGACGAGCUGUGGACAUUUCUAUUGCCAAUCUUGCUUACCAAGUCUUAUUCAGGAUCAGCAAACACUUGUGAUGGUUUGCUUGAAGGACCAAACGAGUCUUCAUCAGAACGAGGUUUUUCCAGACAAAUUUAUGCGUCGUGAAAUACUUGCUCUCGUCGUUCACUGCACUUUCAUGGAGGAUGGGUGUGUUUGGAAGGGAGAAGUGAGAUAUUUAGAGAGCCAUAUGAACUCAUGCGAGUUCCUGAAGAUACCCUGUGUACAUCCUGAGUGUGGCAUGCUAGUAAAAAAAUCUGAUCUCACUUCACAUUUGGAAAACGAAUGCAUGUUCCGACUGGAGAAGUGUACAUUUUGUCAAAGACAGAUAGUCUUGUUCAGGAUUAAGCAACACCAGGAUACAGAGUGUCCUGCAUAUCCAGUUACGUGUGAAAAAUGCAAUAAAGAUGGAAUUCUUCGAGGCAAAUUGAAAGAUCACCAGAAUCCUCUCCUGGGCGACUGUGAAGCCGCACAGGGACCAUGCCCGUUCUCUCAGAUUGGCUGCCCGAAAACGGAUGUUCUAAACCAAAAGGAAAAGAAACAGCAUUUGGAGAAGGCAAAUGCUCAACACAAUGUUCUGCUGCUUCAGUUUGCAAUUAAGAUGAGCAAAGAAUUGGAGGCCACUCUUACCCGUGACCCGCGGAUCACGUCCAGAAGCCCUCAACUUUUGACAAACCACGACAGUCUAAUCCAAGAUCUACAGAAUCAACUACAAAUCAGAGCUGACGACCUCAGAAGCCUUCAAGGUAAACUACAAGAAAAUAGUAGCCGCAUAACUACUUUGGAGCGAAAGUUGGCAUCAUGUACUGUCUCUGGGGCAGCAUCGUCGGAACAGCGAGUUCCAAAUGACGCCAGUUUAUCAAGUGAUGAGUAUACAAGGAGAGUUACAAAUAUUGAGAACAGGACCGCUGACCACGAGGUUCUUCUAGUCGAGAACAAUCGCACAAUGGAGGAAGUUAGACGUGAUGUGGGUAACAUUAGAAGGCAACUUGACACCACCCAGGAGAGCACCAGAAGGCAUGACCGAAGGAUUGAAUCUAUAGAGCACACACUGGCACUCAGAAAUGUAACACUGGCUGAUUUGGAGGAAUACGUAAAACAGCAAGAGUUCUCAAGCUACGAUGGCCAGCUUUUGUGGAGGAUUUCUGAUUAUGCUCGCAAACGAAACGACGCAGUGACGGGACAGCAAGUCUCCUUCUACAGCCCGUGUUUCUUCACUAGCCGCUAUGGCUACAAAAUGUGCGCCCGCAUUUACCUGAACGGGGAUGGAAUGGGUAGAGGAACGCACAUCUCGAUCUUCUUUGUGGUCAUGCGCGGUCAGUAUGAUGCACUUCUCCGUUGGCCAUUCAGACAGAAGGUCACCUUUAUGUUACUGGACCAGGAUAACGUGGAACACGUGAUUGACGCCUUCAGACCUGAUCCGAACAGCUCAUCCUUUCAGAGGCCAAGAAGAGAAACAAACAUCGCCAGUGGGUGUCCAAUGUUCUGCUCGCUUGCUGAGCUGAACAAUCACGCAUAUGUUCGGGACGACACCAUGUUCCUAAAAAUAAUUGUAGAUACUUCUGAUUUGUAGAUAUGAAUGUCCCCUAAAUUUAAGGAUAAAUUUACAGGGGUUUCGGCUCACCUUCUUUCUUCGAUUUCACUCGCUCAUAAUGCCUCGAACUCGUACAUUUCGCUUGCCAUUUAGGGUAGAGGGAUCACUUCUGGUAAAACGAAGAAGACAGAUGCACUCCUUCAUGCAGUACAUAUUCUGAUUUUUGUCCAGGCAUUCCACAGAGCUACCUUGCAGAAACCAGACGGUUUCUAGUUGAUGUCGGUCAACGAUCAUGAACAGAUGACAGCGUCGUGCUGCAAGUGAAGAUCACGUGAUGGUAAGUGAUAGCGUUAAAGCCAGGGUUGGUCGUUGUCGGUGGAGGCGCAUUAAAUACGUAUUCGAUACCAAGGCAUUAAGUCGGGUGCGUUUACCUGGAAAUGCGUUUUAUCCUUGGGCAAGGUUAUUUACUCCCUGUUGCCCCUCUUUUCCCAAGAGUUUUAUGGGUUUCAUAAGAACUUAAAAGUAUCCUGGCAAUGAUAACGCCAAUUAGCUAACCUGUGGUAAAUUAAAUGAGCAGGCAAUUCCGUUUCAGCGUUUGACUAAACAAAAUAUGACGACCUAGGACAGGCUGACAGCAGUGCGAGUCCUAUUAUUAGAAGUUCGUGAUCAAUUCACGCAAGUAAUAGCCAAUACAUUCUCAAUAUACCCCUUUUACUACAUGACAUGAUAACGCAUGAUGGGGUUUCAUGUUUUCAGUUAGCAGAUCCCC
Messenger RNA from Pocillopora damicornis (cauliflower coral), 2346 nucleotides. RefSeq names its product TNF receptor-associated factor 2. Lineage: Eukaryota; Metazoa; Cnidaria; Anthozoa; Scleractinia; Pocilloporidae. Gene Ontology annotation, biological process: regulation of canonical NF-kappaB signal transduction; signal transduction; regulation of apoptotic process. Gene Ontology annotation, molecular function: tumor necrosis factor receptor binding; zinc ion binding. The record is from RefSeq and is a predicted model, not a curated record. Gene Ontology annotation, cellular component: plasma membrane signaling receptor complex; cytoplasmic side of plasma membrane.